This is a messenger RNA of Phytophthora sojae, 1740 nucleotides long. RefSeq lists its product as hypothetical. The transcript has a single exon. The coding region runs from base 1 to 1740 and encodes 579 amino acids. Lineage: Eukaryota; Oomycota; Peronosporomycetes; Peronosporales; Peronosporaceae. The record is from RefSeq and is a predicted model, not a curated record.
AUGAGCAACGCGCCUACGGCGGGGGGCGCCAUGUCCAACAUGUUCAGUCCUCGCAGUACGAAUGGGAACAACCGGUAUCACCUGGCCAGCGGUGGAGCUCGUACGCCGCGUGUGUUUCCGCCAGAUGUGCAGAGUAUCCCGCUGAGUCCGUCGCGGCUCGAGAGCCCGAUGUUUCGAGAGCGGGUGACGGCGCUGAUGCAGCAAGGCGACACGUACGCGAAGCGGCUGGACAGCGAGCGUCGUCGGUCCCAUGACCUGGAUCUAGCGCUGCGCACCCUGCGAGUCGAGCACUUCCAAGCGCGCAAGGCGCUGUGUGACGCCACGAACGCCCAGCUCUGCGCUGCUACGACAGAGCUGAAGCCGAUUCGGACGCUCGAGAACCGCCUGGACAAAGUGCUCACGCGCUACAACGAGGUCUGCAACGCGAACAAGGCGCUGCGCGAGCAGAUCCAGGCCUUGCGCCGUGAAAAGGUGCAGCAGGCUGCAGUGCUCGACAAGCUCGAGCGGGAGACUGCGCAGGCCCAGGCGGAGGCUGCUCAAGUCGCGCAGGCGUCGCAGGCAGCAGGUGACGCUCGAGAUCGAGCCAACCGACAGAGUGAGGCGCUGCGCAACCAGGUCGCGGAGGACGGCAACGAGUUCGAGUCCGGGUGGUUUGAGAAGACUGGACAACUCGCGGAGGACCGGGCAAUGAUCCGUGAUAUUCCACGACUGCGUACGCCGAAGAGUCCUUCGCGACCGCACUUCAUCAACAACGCAACACCAGGAAGCAUCAGCUCCCCACUGCCCAGCAACACGUCCGGUCGGUCUCUGCCUGGUGGCUUCAAGUUGCUGUCGACGCCCGACAUCAAGCUGCGCGACGAGACGCAGAAGAAUGAGCGGCUGCUCCACGAGAAAGCCAACGACUUGCAGAAGCAGAGCGAGCGGCUGCGGAUAGCUCAAGACGGUCUGGCCAAGAUCAAGCGCAAGACUGGGGAGAGAGACUCCCACGCUCUCGCUGCUGCGCUGGUCGCUGCGGAGGAGAAGAACUUCUCUCUCUUCAACAUGAUCAACGAGCUGAGCACUGAGAUGGAAGCGCUGGAGGUGGAGAACAACGCACUCGAGGCCCAGGUGAACGAGCAGACUCGCGAUGGGUCGAUGGGGUCGGCCGAGGAUGCACGACGACGCGCGCUCAAGCAGCAGCUAGAGGACCAGAUCGAGAAGUCCCGACAGAAGGUGGCUCGGCUCGAGGCUCGUCACAGUGAGGCCGCAGAAGCUGCCGAGGUGAUGAAGGCUGGCGCAAUGGGGCUCUUCCACAAGCUCCAGGGCCCCAACGACGAAGCGUUCGCGGCUCAACUGUCUGCGCACGGCGUGACGGACGUCACUAUGGCCCAGCUUCUGGGACUCAUCGAGCAGCGCGUAGGUGAGCUCGUGGACAUCCACAACAUCGCCACGAAUGCGCCUGCAGCCGCGGCAUUGGGCUCCCAGCACCCGACCAUGAAGGUGGACGUGGGAGGUCACGACAGCGGCCACACGCGGCACUCGCGCAAUGGCGACCGUCCCAGAGGAGGCGCUGGCGCGUCCAACGCCACUGGUGCGCUGCUGCGACCUACGCCGCCCGCUGCUGACGACUUUGGCGACUCCGACAACGACGAACCACAGCAGGACGACGUGCUGAGACCGUGCAAGAUCUCGGACAUCCAGGAGAAGACUGCCGCUGCCGUAGGCCGACGAAAGGAGAAGCAGAUUCGGGCCAAGCGGUAG